GCCGAGUCCCGCCCGCUCUACCUCCUCCUGGAUGACAACUUCUAUUACCAGAGCAUGCGGUACGAGGUGUACCAGCUGGCCCGAAAAUAUUCCUUGGGCUUUUGCCAGUUGUUUCUGGAGUGUCCAGUGGAAUGCUGCCUGCAGAGGAAUCGCAUGAGGAGUGAUCCGUUGCCUGAUCAGACAAUUCACUUGAUGGCAAAGAAAAUAGAAAUGCCAGAUCCAAAGAAAAAUGCUUGGGAGCAGCACAGCCUCAUCCUGAGCAGUUCUGAUUGCAUUUCAGAGGACAAUGAGCAGAUCAUUAACUUGAUGGCCACUGCCUUGGAAAACCCAGUGAGGCCAAAUGAGGAGGACACAGAGCAAAAGGCUGCAGAUCGAGCAGUGUGUGCAGCCAGUGCUGUCCAUCAGGCUGACCAGAUGUGCAGGAGAGUCAUCUCUCAGGCCAUGAAGGAUGCCAAAGACAAAAACAUUCACCCAAGGGAGAUGAAGAGUUUGGCAGAGGAACUCAACAAACUGAAAGCAGAAUUCUUGGAAGAUGUGCGGCAAGGAAAGACUUUGGAAACCCAAAAUCCUGACCCUGCUACAAGUGCAAUUUCCUCAUUCCAACAAGGGGCAACCAAUGUAGUCAAUAAAUAUAUUUUAAAAUAA
Acanthisitta chloris (rifleman) is the source of this 645-nucleotide messenger RNA. RefSeq names its product phosphoseryl-tRNA kinase (gene PSTK). The record is from RefSeq and is a predicted model, not a curated record. The transcript is spliced from 5 exons. Lineage: Eukaryota; Metazoa; Chordata; Aves; Passeriformes; Acanthisittidae. The annotation marks the transcript as partial. Gene Ontology annotation, molecular function: kinase activity; tRNA binding.